Molecule: messenger RNA, 939 nt
Organism: Lepus europaeus (European hare)
Lineage: Eukaryota; Metazoa; Chordata; Mammalia; Lagomorpha; Leporidae
Product: olfactory receptor 4S2-like
Exons: 1
Coding region: 1-939 (312 amino acids)
Biological process (GO): G protein-coupled receptor signaling pathway
Cellular component (GO): membrane
Molecular function (GO): olfactory receptor activity; G protein-coupled receptor activity
Source: RefSeq, a predicted model, not a curated record
AUGGAAGUGGCCAACAAUGUCACAGAGUUUAUAUUCCUGGGACUCUCUCAAGACCCUGGAGCUCAGCUGAUGCUCUUUGCCCUAUUCCUCCUCUUCUACCUGGUGAUCACGGUGGGGAACCUGCUCAUUCUGCUCACGGUGCUUGCUGACCCCCGGCUCCACACGCCCAUGUAUUUCUUCCUCAGCAACCUGUCCCUCGUGGACAUUGCCUAUUCCUCGGCCACAGCACCCAAGAUGAUGGCCGACUUCGUUUCUGAGAAGAAAACUAUCUCCUACGGGGGCUGUAUAGCUCAGAUGUUUACCUUUCACUUUUUCGGUUGUGCUGAGAUUUUUGUCUUGACUGUCAUGGCUUUUGACCGGUAUGCCGCCAUCUGCCAGCCUCUCCGCUACACUACCAUCAUGAGUGCCAAUGUCUGCAUCGUGCUGGCGUCGCUGUCCUGGUUGGGAGCCCUGGGUCACUCCUUUGUUCAGACGCUCCUGACCUUUCAGCUGCCCUUCUGCAAGGCUCAGGUCAUAGACCACUACUUUUGUGAUGUCCACCCAGUCCUGAAGCUCGCCUGUGCUGACACGACUCUGGUGAAUAUGUUGGUCGUUGCCAACAGUGGUCUCAUCUCUCUGGGGUGCUUCCUCAUCCUCCUGGCCUCCUACACUGUCAUUCUGUUUAGUCUUCGGAAACGAUCUGCAGAGAGCAGGCGCAAAGCUCUCUCUACCUGUGGGUCUCAUCUGACUGUAGUGACUUUCUUCUUUGUCCCUUGCAUCUUUAUUUAUCUCCGUCCAUCCACUACAUUCCCGCUGGAUAAGGCAGUGUCUGUGUUCUACACCACCAUCACCCCAAUGCUGAACCCUCUCAUCUACACGCUGAGGAACGAGGACGUAAAGAAUGCCAUGAAAAGACUGUGGGAUCGCAAGUUCUCCUUGAAGGAAAAGCAGAAGGGAUAG